Neofelis nebulosa (Clouded leopard) is the source of this 963-nucleotide messenger RNA. RefSeq names its product BRICK1 subunit of SCAR/WAVE actin nucleating complex (gene BRK1). Gene Ontology annotation, cellular component: SCAR complex. NCBI's taxonomy places the organism in Eukaryota, Metazoa, Chordata, Mammalia, Carnivora, Felidae. The transcript has 3 exons. Gene Ontology annotation, molecular function: protein-containing complex binding. Gene Ontology annotation, biological process: regulation of actin polymerization or depolymerization; cell motility; actin filament organization. Bases 60 to 287 code for a protein of 75 amino acids. The record is from RefSeq and is a predicted model, not a curated record.
GCACUGCCGGCCUGGAGGGUCGGGGCGCCUGCGCAGUCGCUCCUCCUUAGGCGGCAGCCAUGGCGGGUCAAGAGGAUCCGGUGCAGCGGGAGAUUCACCAGGACUGGGCGAACCGGGAGUACAUUGAGGUCAUCACCAGCAGCAUCAAGAAAAUCGCGGACUUUCUCAACUCGUUCGAUAUGUCUUGUCGUUCAAGACUUGCAACACUAAACGAGAAAUUGACAGCCCUCGAACGGAGAAUAGAGUACAUUGAAGCACGGGUGACAAAAGGUGAGACCCUCACCUAGAACUGUGCCAUUGCUGCUGCUGGGAAGUUGCUUUACAGAACACAGGCCUACGUGGGAAAGGCCCCAGCAGCCUCAGCUCCUUCCUCUCUCCUUAAAGAGCAACAGGGCUUAUUCAUGUUUUUCUUUUUUCAAAAGCGUGGCCUUUGGGCUCUGCCAUGUACAUCGGUGUGUGAUGUGGCAUGUGGGAAGAAGUCCAGGGGAACUCUCGGAAACAACAUUAGGCAUUUUACCUUUUAAGUAACAUUUUGUAGAACUGUUUGUCAAUGUAUUUGAGGCGUGCAGAGCCAGACGCCUGGGACUCUUUGUUAAGGUCCUCCCCACCUCCUUUUCUCCCUCUCUCUGUCUCUCUCUCUCUCUCUCUCUCACACACACACACACACAACACACACACACACACUUUCCUUACAGCUCUCAUUGCCUCUGCAUUGGUUCUAUAAACAGUCUUUGUCUCCUUUCCACCUUUGGUGGGGGGGUGGGAGGCAGUCCUGUCUGAGACACUUAUGCCCCGGCAAGGUAGCCACAAGAGAAUGUUGUUGGUAACCCACCAGUUUCUUGUCCUUUUGGGGAGGUCAAGGCCAGGCCCCCACUUGGCUUGAAGGGACAUUUUCAGAAUUUUCUUUCUGUCACUUGGGGUGUCUUUGCCUCUCAUAUUUCCCUAAUAAACUCCUCAACUUUA